Messenger RNA from Papilio machaon (common yellow swallowtail), 1296 nucleotides. RefSeq lists its product as uncharacterized. NCBI's taxonomy places the organism in Eukaryota, Metazoa, Arthropoda, Insecta, Lepidoptera, Papilionidae. The transcript is spliced from 2 exons. The record is from RefSeq and is a predicted model, not a curated record. Gene Ontology annotation, molecular function: catalytic activity. The coding region runs from base 277 to 1296 and encodes 339 amino acids.
AGAAAAUAAGUCGAUUUCAUGAAAUAAUGUUUAUUAUCAACUAAUAAGUGAUUAUUAUCUGUGCAACUUCAAUUAGCGGGAAACAGUCAACUACAUUGAUAAGCCACAAUGUCGCAUAAAAGUUUGUAGGCGGGAGACAUUAGUGGGAAGUCCCAAGUGAAAAACAAAUCCUUCAACAAACUUUUGAAGUUGUAUAACGACGACAGUUUACGAUCUUGCUUUUGACCAAAAAAAGACAAGGAACAAAGACGAGAAUAGAUAAAUCAUCAAUAAAAAAUGGAAGACGCCAAAAGAGCCGACCCUGACAAAAAGGGCAAACACUCUACUGGAUCAAAAGCUUUAGCUGAUCAAAAUAAUAACGAGAUAAUUACUUUUCAUAAGGAGCUUCGAGAUAUAUUUUCGAGUUGUUCCAAAAACUUCAACGUCGUUCAUAUCAAUGCUCAGAGUAUACCUAAACAUUAUCUCUCUUUGUUAGCAACGUUCGUCAAUCUUCAUAAUGUUGAUGCCGUAUUGGUUUCGGAGACAUUCCUGAAGCAGUCAAUGAAUUCAAAGGCUGGUGAUAUACCAGGUUAUAACCUGAUCCGCAACGAUAGAGUGGGCAAAGGUUGCGGAGGAGUUGCAAUUUAUUUGCGCAAAGAGCUCAAAUAUAGACAUGUGGCUAAAUCUUUGAGUUAUUACACGAGUUCCGCUGAAUACAUUCUUAUUGAAGUCUACCACAAUAAAACUAAAAUACUUUUGGGUGUGUUCUACAGUCCAAAUUCCACAAUUAAUUAUUUUACAACUUUAGAAGACUUACUUAAAAAAUACCGCCCUGACUAUAAACACGUGAAUAUACUUGGAGAUUUCAACACUGAUAUCUUGAAAGCGAAUAGACGUGUAGCUAGAUUGUUGUCUAUUGUUGAAGACCACGGUUUAUACCUGCCACCUCUGGGGCCGACUCAUUUUGCUCCCGGUGGAUCAGCCUCUGCCUUGGAUCUGAUCAUUGUCUCGGAAAAAGACAAUGUCGCAAAGCACGGUCAGUUAGGCAGUUGUUUCUCAUAUCAUGACAUGAUCUACGUUUCAAAUAAAAUAAAACCUUGGCGGAGAAGACCGAAACUGAAUGAAGAACCUAUUUGGCAAAAAAUUGACGCCGACGCAGCUCUGGCAGAACAAUGGAGAGCAUUGAGUAUCUACAAGAAUAGUGAACGAGUUGAUAAUGAUUUAAUGAAGUAUAGAAACGGCCGAAAAAGUAUUGAAAAACUUGAGAAGGAAUUUCAACGUGAAAAUAGCAAAAUCCAAAAAUCCCCGAAAAAAUAA